AUGGCGGAAGCAUCGGUUACGGAUGAUGAACGCGCCAAUCGCAUGAAAGCUCUUCAAAUGGCCGAUUUGGGUACUGCUCGCCGUGAACAUAUAUCAACUGUUGACCGCCCAAACAAGCUUCAUCGCAUUGGUAUUCAGCAAAUCGAAGCUAUUCGAGACUCUAAUCGCAAAGGGACUGAGGCAUACACCCUUGCUGAGACCAACAGAGAGAAACUAAACAGCUGGGCAACUUAUCAUGAAACGCUCGAGGAGAAUAUGGAUGCGGAAAACCUUGAUCCACUACUGGAUGGACAAACACAUAGACUGGCCCUCGAGGCUAAGAUUAAAGGAACUAAUUUGGACCAUCCUGCUAGCUCAAGUAGAGGAAAGAGAGCCACUCGUGGGGCUCUGCACAGUGGUCGCGGAGGUGGUGCCGCCGGAUCUCGUGGCCGUGGCGGCACAAGCCAUCAAUCAAAUACCCGGAGCGGAGACAUAACAAAAUCGGACCCAAGUCGUUUGAGCCCCACUGUAUUCACACCAACUAAAAAGGCUCUUGCACCUCUUCCACAGAAGCCUUUGGAUCCAUCCAAAGACUGCAACAAUCCUCCAGCUACCCGUGGUAGAGCAGACAGAAAGAGAUAUGGAAGCUCGAGAAACCUACCUCCCGUUACGAAAGCCAGGCGUCCCGUCUUUGCUGCUCCUCCGAACAUCAAUUUCGAGUCACUGCUUGCAGAUGGAGAUGAUUUCAUGGCAGCUGUUGCUGGUGUCCAAUUUGCUACAGUUGCUAAACCAGCACAGCCACCAGAAACUCCCAAAGUCCCCGAAGCUCCAACUAAGAGCCAAGAUGUGUCUCCUGAUCCACCUAUGUCCCAGGAGCGUUCAGUUCCCUCUGAUAACUUUCAAAAAGACGUGCCAGAGCCUCCUCUGCAACAACCUCAGUCAGAGGUAAAGGCGGUUGUGCCAUCCGAGCCCAACGCUGAGGCUGCUGCCCCAGCAACAAACCUUAAGCCGGCUGCACCCUUGAGAAUAGAUGUAUUUACAAAUCCUUCCGAGAUCCGUGAUGGUCAGGGAGCUGACACUAUACCACUGAAGACAGACCAUGGAUUCGGUUCUUACCUACCACAACCACAGCGGCACUCUACAGACGCAGAAAAUCAUGAUGCUGACGACCUCUUCCUAUGCACAUCAUCUGAAGCCACUGCUGCCGCUCAGAUCGAGGAAGACAAAACCGAAGGAGUCAACAUCAGCACAAGCCUUCUUGAUAUAAGUGAUGGGCCUGAAGAUACGAUACCCCAGACCCAUCCUGCCCCCCAAUCUGCUCCCCAACGGGUCGAACCAAAGGAUGAAUCAAAUGCUACCAAAGAAGAACUUGCAAAGCUUACGAAAAUUCUUUCUAACCAGUCCUUACUUGACCCUGAAAUCGUUGUCUAUCUCCAAGAGAGAAGAGAACGCCUUGAAAAGGAUCUGGUGGAAAAGGAGCUAGCCAGAAACCCGGAAGUUGUCAAAACUGCUAUCCACACUGCCGAGCCGGGCAACACGAAGUCUAUCCAGUCUGGCGCAUCAAACCUUGUCGCCUCAGUAGCUACACCAAAUGCUCCAACUACUGCCAAUCUUUCUGAUAUCACUAACCGCAAUACUGGUGAUGUGGUUAACCCAAAUUCUAGUCUACGCAUCACACUAACCCUCCGCAGUGAAAACAUCAAAAAUGUGCCAAUGCCAGUUGAAGUAAAGAAGCCAGAGAUUCGAAACAGCAGCAAUAAUACCUUUGACCAUAAUAUUGUCUAUGCAAUUCCUGGAGCCUUUCCCUCCAAACCUCCAACAACAUCUCCUCACGACGUUCCCCUGAUCAUCGGCGACCAUCUUCUUCCUGGAAGGCCUAUGAAGAAAUGCGAACCGCCUCGGCCUAGUGCUCCAGUUUAUGAACCAAAGCUGCACCACCUUCCUGGAACUUUGAGUGGCAAUAGUAACCAGCCUUCUACAUCAAACCAAGCCCAUCAAUUUCAUGAGCCAAUGAUGUUCACAUACCACGCAACUUCCGGUGGCACGUCUGUCGCAACAUCUACUUCAUUUUCUUAUGCACCUCUGGGACCGUCGACUACAGGGAGCCAACCAGCCAUCAUUACUCACACUGCUCCUGUAUCCUUCGUUUCUCCUACGGGGUCAGCUGUCCUCAAUGCUCCCAAAUCCCGUUUCAAGAUGAGAGAUACCCCUCAGUUUCCAAUUAGCGCUGCUACGAUGCAAUAUUACUCGGGGACCUUCCUAGAAGAACAGAUGAAGCAACCAACCACCCCCAUCCGCAAGACAAACGAAAAUAUCAAUCCUGCAAUGGGCUUUGCUUCUUCACAGCCCAUAGAACCUGGCCAAAAGUCGGGCGACCACAGCCGAAACCAGUCUUUUUCCCUUUCCCCUGUUGCAAACACCUUUCGACCAGUUCUACAGAGCCGUAGCCCUAUCCCAGCUGCGUUUGGUGCUCCUAACUCUGGCCGUUCUGCAACCAGCCAUCACUCCAAGUUCUCAUCCACUGCUUCUGAGACACCUUGUGAGCCAAAAAGUGUUUUUGUUGCUGAGAUGGCAAAGCGUGGAGUGUCUGUUUCUGGAGCUCCAGUUAACAAUCAACCUGUUGAACGGAAGAAAAGUGGAAUGGAGAGCUCCAAGUAUGCUCACUGA
Messenger RNA from Trichophyton benhamiae CBS 112371, 2646 nucleotides. RefSeq lists its product as uncharacterized. Lineage: Eukaryota; Fungi; Ascomycota; Eurotiomycetes; Onygenales; Arthrodermataceae. The record is from RefSeq and is a predicted model, not a curated record. The transcript is spliced from 6 exons. Bases 1 to 2646 code for a protein of 881 amino acids.